UCAUUCCACACACUCGCUCACACCAUGGCCAGCUCGAGCGGCACCUACAAUCCUGCACGGCCAAAGCGCGCCGGCGAGCACUUUGCACGCACUCACCCCAUGGACAAGGACGAGCCGUCGACGAAGAAACCUCGCUUCGAUCCGCGCAAUCCCUCGACACUCGCCCAGGAUGCCGCUGACGACGACGACGACGACCCUGCAUUGGAAGCCGAUGUUAUAGGGAAAAGUGCCGGCAUCAAGCGGAACGCCGUCAAUAUUGACGGCUACGAUUCCGACAGCUCCACGGAGAACUUUGACGUCCGCGCAGAGGCCAGCCAUAAAAAAGAAAAGCCUGCCAAAGACGAGGAUGAUGACGAUGACAUGUUUGCAGAGGAGGACAAGGACGAGGAGCAGGACGAGGAGCUACGGAGAGGGCAAACGGACAAGAAGAAACUGCGCUUCUUGGACAACGCCGAGAUUGAAGGGCAGGAAGAAAGCAGCAAGUCGGGAGGUCACGUGGCUGCAAAUUUCACAAAAGACGCAAAGGGUGCCACGGAUGAGGUGGAGAGCAGCAGCGACGAGGGCGACGACGAAGAGCGCGACCGGCUCGACUCGGACAUGGACGAGGAGCUGGGUGCGGGCAGCAAGAAGAAGCAUGCGCCCAAGCUGGACGCCUUCAACAUGCGCGCAGAGCAGGAAGAGGGGCGGUUUGACGAGGCGGGCAACUACGUGCGCAAGGCGUUUGACCCCGAGGCGGUGCAGGAUUCGUGGCUCGAGGGCAUAUCCAAGAAGGACAUGAAGAAGGCCAAGGAGGCGCAGGAAAAGAGGGAUGCGGAGCGAAAAGCGCGCGAGCGCGCCGAAGACUCGAUAGCGACGAGCGACGUGCUGUCGACGCUGAUUGCGCACCUCGAAGUAGGAGAGACGCCCAUGGAGGCGCUAGUGCGAUAUGGCAAGGCGGCGCCAAAGAAGGCGAGCAACAACCACUGGGCCAAGAAAAAGAAGAAGGGCGAGACCAUGGAAGUGGAUGCAGAUCCCGCACAGGAAGCAGCAGCGGCCAAGGCAAAGCAGGUGAUUGACUCAAUAACCGAGUGUGCCAGCCGUCUGUCCGACCGUGGGGUCGAGGAUAUUUACGAGCUGCCGCGUGAAUCGAUUAUGCGGCAGUACAAGCGCGAGACGGGAGAAGACUGGAGGAAGCCUAACCCUGAAGCAGUGCAGUGGGAGUUCCACUGGCUCAACGCAGCCGAGGGCGAUGUCAAUGGACCCUACGACCAAGCAACCAUGCAGGCAUGGGAAGCGAGCGGGCAGUUUGCAGCAGGGGCCGAGUUCCGACGGGUGGGCGAGACGGAAUGGUCACGACUGCUCGACUUUGACGACUGAGGGGCAUGCAUGCAGGGGGGGAGGUGUAGGAGGAACAGGCACAGUUGUUGUGUUGGACGAAUUAUGGCGCAUGCCAUGGCGAGCAGAGGGCGCACGAGGAAUAGAAGACGAAGAAAGGAAAAAAAAAACAAGGCCGCGGUCGCGGGCAGGAAGACGAGUGGCUUGCAUCACAUGAUUUUCCAUGCAUGCGUCUAAGCGAUCCUUCCAACGACAUGAGGAGGGCGCAGCCAGUCGGAAACUUGAUAAAAGCGGGAAGCCCUUUGUGAUCGACUUGUAGUGGCCAAGAGGGCGGCCGAAAUUAUUCCUAGCCUUAUCGAAAUGGGGAGCCCCGUUUGCAGUGGGUAUGGACAUGGAGUGCGACAUGGCGAGUGGUUGGCAAGCCCUCGUGUCGGGUCCGCGAUGCGUGUGUGAGGGCGCGUUAUAUGUGUGCGUGUGUGUGUGUGUGGGCGUAGAUGGGGAUGGGUGUGUGAAA
This is a messenger RNA of Exserohilum turcica Et28A, 1828 nucleotides long. RefSeq lists its product as uncharacterized. Lineage: Eukaryota; Fungi; Ascomycota; Dothideomycetes; Pleosporales; Pleosporaceae. The coding region runs from base 25 to 1356 and encodes 443 amino acids. Gene Ontology annotation, molecular function: protein binding. The record is from RefSeq and is a predicted model, not a curated record. Gene Ontology annotation, cellular component: U5 snRNP. The transcript has a single exon.